Bombus pyrosoma is the source of this 4693-nucleotide messenger RNA. Its product is annotated as mucin-5AC-like. The record is from RefSeq and is a predicted model, not a curated record. Gene Ontology annotation, molecular function: chitin binding. NCBI's taxonomy places the organism in Eukaryota, Metazoa, Arthropoda, Insecta, Hymenoptera, Apidae. Gene Ontology annotation, cellular component: extracellular region.
UCAAGUACAGAAUCUAGUUCUGAAAGUACUAUUGAAACUACGACUAAAGCAUCUACUCAGUCAACAAUAACGGAUUCGACUACUUCACCUACAGCACCGACGGGAACUAGCACAGCUGCAUCUGAGUCAAGUACAGAAUCUACUUCUGGAGGUACUACAGAAACUCCGACUGUAGCAUCUACGCAGCCCACGUCUGAAUCGAAUACGGAAACUACCUCUGAGGCAACUACGAAGGAGCCUAAUAACGCCACAGUUUGUGACAGGCCAGGUUUCUAUCCGGACCCAAUACGGUGUGACAAAUUCUAUCGUUGCGUCGACAAUGGAAACGGCUUCAACGUGUAUCAUUUCGACUGCGCACCUGGAACCAUAUGGGAUCCUAGCAUCGACACGUGCAAUCAUCCCGAGUCCGUGUAUCCUCCAAGAAAUUGCAGGAUGCCUCCGUCAGGUUCAUCUACUAGUACGGAACAAACAUCAAGUAGUGCAAGUGCUGGAUCUACUGCAACAAUAACAGAUUCGACUACUGCACCUGCAACACAGACAGAAACUAGCACAGCUGCAUCUGAUUCAAGUACAGGGUCUACUUCUGAAGGUACUACAGAUACUACGACUAAAGCAUCUACUCAACCAAAAAUAACGGAUUCGACUACUACAUCUACAGCAUCGACGGGAACUAGCACAGCUGCAUCUGAGUCAAGUACAGGAUCUACUUCUGGAGGUACUACAGAAACUCCGACUGUAGCAUCUACGCAGCCCACGUCUGAAUCGAGUACGGAAACUACCUCUGAGGCAACUACGAAGAAGCCUAAUAACGCCACAGUUUGUGACAGGCCAGGUUUCUAUCCGGACCCAAUACGGUGUGACAAAUUCUAUCGCUGCGUUGACAAUGGAAACGGCUUCAACGUGUAUCAUUUCGACUGCGCACCUGGAACCAUAUGGGAUCCUAGCAUCGACACGUGCAAUCAUCCCGAGUCCGUGUAUCCUCCAAGAAAUUGCAGGAUGCCUCCGUCAGGUUCAUCUACUAGUACAGAACAAACAUCCAGUAGUGCAAGCGCUGGAUCUACUUCAACAAUAACAGAUUCGACUACUGCACCUGCAGCACCGACAGAAACUAGCGCAGCUGCAUCUGGGUCAAGUACAGGGUCUACUUCUGAAGGUAUUACAGUGACUCCGACUGUAGCACUUACUCCACCCAUGCCUGAAUCGAGUACGGAAACUACUUCCGAGUCAACUACGGAGAAGACUAAUAACGCCACAGUUUGUGACAGGCCAGGUUUCUAUCCGGACCCAAUACGGUGUGACAAAUUCUAUCGUUGCGUUGACAAUGGAAACGGCUUCAACGUGCACCAUUUCGACUGCGCACCUGGAACCAUAUGGGAUCCUAGCAUCGACACGUGCAAUCAUCCCGAGUCCGUGUAUCCUCCAAGAAAUUGCAGGAUGCCUCCGUCAGGUUCAUCUACUAGUACAGAACAAACAUCAAGUAGUGCAAGUGCUGGAUCUACUGCAACAAUAACAGAUUCGACUACUGCACCUGCAACACAGACAGAAACUAGCACAGCUGCACCUGAUUCAAGUACAGAAUCUAGUUCUGAAAGUACUAUUGAAACUACGACUAAAGCAUCUACUCAGUCAACAAUAACGGAUUCGACUACUUCACCUACAGCACCGACGGGAACUAGCACAGCUGCAUCUGAGUCAAGUACAGAAUCUACUUCUGGAGGUACUACAGAAACUCCGACUGUAGCAUCUACGCAGCCCACGUCGCCAGGUUUCUAUCCGGACCCAACAUGGUGUGACAAAUUCUAUCGUUGUGUUGACAAUGGAAAUGGCUUCAACGUGUAUCAUUUCGACUGCGCACCUGGAACCAUAUGGGAUCCUAGCAUCGACACGUGCAAUCAUCCCGAGUCCGUGUAUCCUCCAAGAAAUUGCAGGAAGCCUCCAUCAGGUUCAUCUACUAGUACAGAACAAACAUCUAGUAGUGCAAGCACUGGAUCUACUGCAACAAUUACGGAUUCGGGUAUGGAAACUACGUCUAAGGCAACUACGAAGGAGCCUAAUAACGCCACAGUUUGUGACAGGCCAGGUUUCUAUCCGGACCCAACAUGGUGUGACAAAUUCUAUCGUUGUGUUGACAAUAGAAAUGGCUUCAAUGUGUAUCAUUUCGACUGCGCACCUGGAACCAUAUGGGAUCCUAGCAUCGACACGUGCAAUUAUCCCGAAUCAGUGUAUCCUCCAAGAAAUUGCAGGAUGCCUUUGUCAGAUUCAUCUACGAGUACGGAUCAAACAUCAAGUACUGCAAGUAUUGGAUCUACUGCAUCAAUAACCGAGUCGACUACUCUAUGUACAACAUCGUCGGGAACCAGCACAGCUGCAUCUGACUCAAGUACAGAAUCUAGUUCUGAAAGUACUACUGAAACUACGACUAAAGCAUCUACUCAACCAACAAUAACGGAUUCGACUACUACAUCUACAGCAUCGACGGGAACUGGCACAGCUGCAUCUGAGUCAAGUACAGGGUCUACUUCUGAAGGUACUACAGAUACUACGACUAAAGCAUCUACUCAACCAACAAUAACGGAUUCGACUACUACAUCUACAGCAUCGACGGGAACUGGCACAGCUGCAUCUGAGUCAAGUACAGGGUCUACUUCUGAAGGUACUACAGAUACUACGACUACAGCAUCUACUCAACCAACAAUAACGGAUUCGACUACUACAUCUACAGCAUCGACGGGUACUAGCACAGCUGCAUCUGAGUCUAGUACAGGGUCUACUACUGAAGGUACUACAGAAACUACGACUAAAGUAUCUACUCAGCCCACGUCUGAAGCGAAUACGGAAACUACUUCUGAGGCAACUACGGAGAAGCCUAAUAGCGACACAGUUUGUGUUAAACCGGGUUACUAUCCGGAUCCAAUACAGUGUAACAAAUUCUAUCAGUGCAUUGACAAUGGAAACGGCUUCAAUGUGAAAUAUUCCGUCUGCUCAACUGGAACCAUAUUUGAUCCUAGCAUCAGCAGAUGCAAUUAUCCUGAAUUAGUGCAUCCUCCAAGAAAUUGCUCGAUGUCUACUACUACGGAACAAUCAUCUUCGUCGGAAGCUACUACCGAAUCGUCGUCUGGAACGACGACAGGAUCAACGACUACGGAAGCUUCUAUCCCAACGCCUUGUCCAAUUGGAAAUUUAACCGAUGAACAGAUAGUACUAGUCUGCCCAACUGGUUUCCGAAGACAUCCGAAAUAUUGCAACUUAUUUUAUCAAUGUACUAUGGAAAGCAAUGUGGAUAUCAAAGUACUGGUAUUGAGUUGCCCAGAGGGGUUGAUCUUCGACGAUCAGAAGUUACAGUGUUUGCCUGAAGACAAAACCGACCAACAUUGCAAGGGUACCAAAACUUCUGCACGAUUUUACAGAAAAUUAGAGGAGAGUUCUAUGUCUCCUAUCAAAGCAUCGAGCGAGGUACUAUGUCCAGCAGCGGGACACUACCCUUACAAACAAGGCUGCAGUAGCGCAUUCUAUAAUUGCAAACAGGAUUCCAGGGACAAUCUUCAAGGUUAUUUGUAUAAAUGUCCAGAGAACUUCUUGUACUGGUCAGUUUCGAGGAGAUGCGAGCGUGCAACACAAUUACCAUUGUGCACGAUAUUUGGACAUAAAGAUAAAGAGAAUUGGGAGGAGAGAUGGGAGAUUCCAAUAGAAGAGUCUAAUCUGUCUGCCCGAAGUCUGUUUGUCUAAAUUUUCAUAAAAAGCUAUUAGUGGUUCGAAUGGACAGCGUAAACUCUCAGGACAAAUUCUGCUCUUAUUUUCUAUUAGAUCUAUUUAAAGGUCGUAACUUUUACUUAUUAGAAUAUGAGUAAAUUACCUUUGCAACAUGGCUGCGGAAGAUCUCAUAAAGAAACAUUCAGAUCUUCAACAGUCAUCUUGCCGUAAUUAAUAGCUCUAUAUCAAUUCAUGUGCAAAAAGUAAUUAUUAACUAUUGUUCGAGAAUAUAAUGGGUAUUUUCCUACGAUUUUCCGCAGCGAGAUCGUAAAAUCAUUGGAAAACCUUCGCGAGUGUUGGGGUUUUUGGUUGAGGGAUUUAUAUGCAAUAUUCGACUGUAUUCAGUAAUUUAUAAUAUUUAUUUAUAGAGUCGAACAUUUUCUUGGGACUACGUGCCGCGAUUUAUACAAUUUUACGUUAAUGUAACUGUAAUAAAUCAAAAUUGACGAUAAUAAAAUUAAUAUCCAAAGGUGAAUAUAAUAAUUAAAGAUUAGAAUUUUGAGUAUGGUGAAAUAUAAAAUAUAGAAUGUUUGGCGUUUAAUAAAUUUAUCCGACGAAUUUAAUAGUGCUCAAACCUUUCACUGAGAAAGUAUAUUUACAACCUCAAGACCAUGUUCUGAAUACAGUACAAAAAACAAUAAGCUUGGGAGGAUAAUUUUGUAUAUAAUUACGUGUUAAUUAUUCUAAUCACUGCUUCCUUUAUAUGAAACAUCAUUCAUUGCGUUUAAUUUCUUCUUUCAAUUGCGAUGAGAUACCGAGUAUCGUUAAGGUACCCUUUGUAAUAAAAGGAGCAUUGCGUUUAACACGUUUAUUUAGAUGUAAAAUAUUCCUAAUGUAGUCAUUGAAUGAGUACAAGUAUUGCGUGUGUUGUGUUAGAUUCUUCUGAAAAUUGUUAUUAAUGAAUAAUAAUGAUGAAUAAUAAAUAAUGAAUUUUCACAUAAAA